GCCGUACGUCGUUCUAUUCUAUGGCUAUCUUCUGACGCGAUGCACUACCUGUGCUCGGAUUUUGUUUGUCGAGUAGCAAUCGAUGCACUACGUGCGUCUGUCGUACGUCGUCAUGCAUGUCAUGCAUGUCAUGCGAUCGUGUUGUCGUGAUUGAUUGAACGUCUUACCAUGCAGUUCGGGAAGCUGGCGGAGUAAAAAGAAAAAAGGGGAAAAAAAAAAAAAAGUCGUCGGAGUGACGACCGACUGUAGUCGAGCAUUCCGUUCUAAUCAGUUUUUAAUAUCUGGUCCAAGAACGAAAAAAAAAAAAGAAGAGGAGGGGGGGGGCKSGGAGGAGAAGGAGGAGAGGUAAGGAAAAAGGGAGGGCAAGAAAAAGAAGAGAGGAGGGGUGUAGUGGGGUCGGGGUGAGCAGAAAAAUUGGGACUGUGAAGAAAGCUCAGGGGUGUGUGAAGCAACUUAGUGAAUUAGGGGUUUGAAGAAAUUAGGGGGGUUGUGAAGAAAUUAAGGGGGUGUGAAGAAAUUAGGGGGGUGUGAAGAAAUUAGGGUGUUUGAAGAAAUUAGGGAAGAAAUUAGGGGGUGUGAAGAAAUUAGGGUGUUUGAAGAAAUUAGGGGUGUGUGAAGAAAUUUAGGGGGGGUGUGAAGAAAUUUAGGGGGGGGGGGKGAAGAAGAAGAUGCCCCUUGUGCCUCUGCGAGAGUUGAUGGAGGUUGCGCGCCGACGAUGCGGGCAGCCGUUGAUAGGAUUGGAUGUCGGGAGACGUCGGGUCGGGGUCGCGAUUUCGGAUAAGAAUUGCCACGUGGCGUCUCCUCUGAGCUGGCUGGAGCGAUCGAGUACGUCUGUGGACAAGAAUGCCGCGAAAAUUUUUACGUUGGUGAAAAAAUUUGAGGCCGCUGGGAUGGUUGUUGGCUGUCCCAUCCAGUUAUCAGGAGCAAAUAGUACGGAGGUCGUUCGAGUCCGACGAUUCUUGAAGGAACUGCAAACGCAACAGGAGCUAGCAUCUCUGCCGUACGUUCUGUGGGAUGAGAGAUUGACAUCCAUGGCUGUGGAGAGCUCCGUUAGGGGACUCGAUCUCCCGCCCAUGAGAUUGAAAGCGAUAACGGAUAAGAUGUCGGCCGUUUAUAUUUUGCAGGGGUUUCUAGAUGCCUUCGCAAGAGUAAAUAGAGGGGAGCAAAGGUGGCUAGUGGGUGGAAGGGCAUUACGAGAUGACGGUGGACGUGACGAGGGUGAUGAUGAUGAUGAUGAUGAUGAUAAUGAUAAUGAUGAUCGUGGUGAUGAUGAUGAUGAUGAUGAUGAUGAUGAUGAUCGUCGUGAUGAUGAUGGUGAUGAUGAUGGCGAUGAUGAUGAUGAUGAUGAUGAUGAUGAUGAUGGUGGUGGUGGUUUGGUUUGGAUUCUGCCAGUAGCCAAGCAUGCGUACAUCGGCGCCCUGUUCCUGAACUCAAAGGGCGGAUGCCAGACCUGGUUGAGCCACCUGGCAACCUCCCACGGCGUCGACGUACUAGACUUGAAGGACGUAAUCAGAUGGGAGGAACUAACACGGCUGUGGAAGAAGCGGUUCAUCGUCGCCGACACGCCGACACUCGCCAUCAACCGUUUGUUCACCAUGUCACAGGGCAACACAACAAUACGGGACUGGCUCACGGAGUGGCAGAAGAUUGCGGCUGUGCCCAAUCUGAACCUACCAUUCGAGCAUCUACGCCGUGAGUUCUCCAACAGGUCCUGUGCGGCAUUGAGCCAGACUCUUGGUGAUCGCGAGCAGUACUCAACCUUCGCGGAGAUCAUUGACAAAGCGAGGGAGAUCAUGAAGACCAACAGGUUAGCUGCACACGAGAAAUCAACAUGGCAGCCGACCUAUGUGGAGAAGGCACGAACUGGUCCGCGACAACAGCACUUCGCUGCAGUCCAGCAGGACAAUGGAGAUAACCCAGCAGCCACUCCAGCAUCAAGUGACGGAGAUCAGUUACGAAAGGAGAAACCAAAGGGGGGCAAAAAACAGGAUGAGGUCGAGCAGUUACGAAAGGAGAAAGAGGAUCCGUUAAGGCAUCAAGAGCAAGAAAAGUUGGGACAAGAAAUUGAUGACCUCAAGAGAAAAAAUGAGACAGCGAAGAAGAAGGAAGAGCAAACGAGGGUGAAGACGAAGGAUAUAGGGUAUGAUAAUCUGAAGGAGGUGGAAGACUUCCAAACGGAGCUAGAGAAGAAGAACAAUGAACUUGCUAUACUCAAACACUCGAAUAGGUACUUGGAGAAGGAGUUCGCCGAUCUGAAGGAUGAAGUCGGCGCCAUGAAGAAUGCAGGGAAGAGGGCACCGGCCACGGUCACUGAGAAGAGCCCACCCCACCUAGGGAAAGUCAAAGUUUAUCUUAGCUCGACGACCAUGUAUACCUCCAAGGACAUGAAAACCUUGCGCCGGGCUUACAAAGAUGCCUUGGAGGGGAAGCUGACUGCCGUGCGUGAGGCAGAAUUUUUCAAAGAAAGCCUGACGAGGAUUCUCACCCCUGCCACGCGAUCCAAGCGAUCGGCUACGACCAGUAAAACCUCGCCGCUUGGUUUGCGGAAGUCGCUAAGUGCCAUUCCGGUUGGAAACUCGGAUUCAACCGACGAGAAUGGAGGGGACCAUGAAGGUCUAAAGAGGAAGCAUGCUCCUGUCAAGGAGGUGGAUCUACUGCAAGGAAGUGACACCGAGGGAGAGGACAAACAUGCAGAGGAGGAAGAAGCUGAGUUGUGUUAUGCCAUGUCAGUAGAAGAGCUUGAAGAGGUUCAAGGGGAUCAAGGACGUGCGCUGGGCAACUAUGGUCUUAUGCAAUGUCUUGCCGUGAUCUUCGGAGGUGUGGUGAUAAUCUAUUUUAGAGUGUGAUUGGUUAUUUGUUACGUACUAUCACUAUUCUUGUGAUUCCUCGACAACAGAUUAAAUGAGGUGCGGAUUUGCGCCAUCUUAUUAUCAAUUUGACUAACACGAAUUACAAUUUUGAUAAUUGCCCUGGUCCAAUCGUAUAUAUUUUCUUCUCUCCUUGGUACAAACAUGCGUACGUUGGAUGCACAAGUCGCUCCUUGUGUGUCCGUUAGGAAGAGCGCGUUCGGAGAACACUACAUCGUGACUCGAAUGCUCGAAAUAAGACAUUAUAUCGUUGGCUGAGACGCGUUUGUGUUCACGCGUAUAUUGCUAUUCCGAUUUGCGUACCGUCUUCAACGGAUGAUUUGUAUAGGGAUGACGGAUUCUUCAUUCGCUUGAUAUCUCCUCCCCUCAAUACUAUUUCUCGGCGGAUUACAAGACACAAACGUAGAUUAGAAAAAAAUGAGAGAUUGAAAAAGGAAAGUGCACUAUUGGUUGGAAUCGGAUGUUGUAAACAAAAUUUACCUUUGGCU
Messenger RNA from Chara braunii, 3355 nucleotides. The record is from the annotation of a GenBank genome assembly. NCBI's taxonomy places the organism in Eukaryota, Viridiplantae, Streptophyta, Charophyceae, Charales, Characeae.